CUUCCACCUGAACUCUUGCAGACAUGGCUCACCAGCGCAAUCAGCCUUCGAUGGGUGACUCGCUCAAGACGCCUCAUUCGGUGAGCCUGAAGGUACUCAGACUGUCACGACCCUCGCUCGCAAUGCAGUAUCCACUCCCAAACUCGCCGGAGCUUGGGAUCUCGCCCAAGGCCUCGCUUGCAUAUCCGUCCAACACCAACACGCAUGACAAGUUCAUCCUCAGUCCCGCCCUCAACCUCCCCGAAGCCUUCGGCAGCGCCUAUGUCGGCGAGACGUUCUCAUGUACACUAUGCGCCAACAACGAGCUCCUUCCUUCCGAUAACACGAAGUCAAUCAGCGGCGUGAGAAUACAAGGCGAUAUGCAGACGCCGUCGAACCCCACAGGCUCGCCCUUGGACCUCGCUGGUGCUGACGGCGAGCUUGACGGAGCUGUGUCUCCAGCACCGGGCGAGUCACUGCAGCGGAUACUGAGAUUUGAGCUGAAAGAGGAGGGCAAUCACGUCCUAGCAGUCACAGUCACAUACACAGAAACAGCUCUUGGGGAAGGCAAGGCCUCGGGUGGCCGAGUACGAACGUUCCGCAAGCUAUACCAGUUCGUUGCGCAGCAGCUACUGAGCGUACGUACGAAGGCUGGAGAGCUAAGCCAGAAAGACGGAAUGUCUAGAUAUCUCUUGGAGGCACAAUUGGAGAACACGGGCGAAGCUGCUGUUUGCUUAGAGGCUGUCACUGUCAACCCGAAACCACCCCUGGGAUCAACAUCCCUAAAUUGGGACAUGCCUUCCCCAGGAUUCGGUUCAAUUCACGCCCCUGUACUGACACCCCGCGAUGUCAUACAAGUAGCUUUCUUGCUUGACCAACAGCCGAACGUCGAGGAGUCGCAUGACGAAGCCUCAACGGCAGCGGGUGACUCCAGGAAGGUUCUCGGACAAUUAGCGAUUCAAUGGCGGAGCGCACUGGGCGACCGUGGAUCCCUGAGCACCGGUUGGCUGACCAGCCGACGAUGAGGCUCCGAUAGAGUUCGGCU
Molecule: messenger RNA, 1024 nt
Organism: Macroventuria anomochaeta
Lineage: Eukaryota; Fungi; Ascomycota; Dothideomycetes; Pleosporales; Didymellaceae
Exons: 3
Coding region: 24-1004 (326 amino acids)
Cellular component (GO): TRAPPIII protein complex
Source: RefSeq, a predicted model, not a curated record